Messenger RNA from Camellia sinensis, 1303 nucleotides. It is a transcript of the gene NAGK, whose product is annotated as N-acetyl-l-glutamate kinase. The record is from RefSeq and is a predicted model, not a curated record. Gene Ontology annotation, cellular component: cytoplasm; chloroplast thylakoid. NCBI's taxonomy places the organism in Eukaryota, Viridiplantae, Streptophyta, Magnoliopsida, Ericales, Theaceae. Gene Ontology annotation, biological process: L-arginine biosynthetic process. Gene Ontology annotation, molecular function: L-glutamate N-acetyltransferase activity, acting on acetyl-CoA as donor; acetylglutamate kinase activity; ATP binding.
AUAUUUUUAUGUUCCCCCAAACACUACCAAAACCCCAAACCAAAGCCCUACACCAGAGAGAGAGACAACACCAGAGAGAUGCUGGCAUCAAAACUCUCUCACCUCUCUUCCUCUCUCUCAUCAUUUCCAGAAUUACCCAAAUCCCUCCGCCACCCUCCUCCCCCUCCUUUCUCCGCCGCCACCUUCCCCACCAACACCACGAAGCGCCUCAUCAAAUCGUGUCUAUCAACACAAGAAACAGUAGUAGUACAUGACUCAAUCCCAGCUCAGUUACGAGUCAACAUCUACUCCGAAUCCCUACCCUUCAUCCAGAAGUUUCGCGGCAAGACCAUCAUCGUCAAAUACGGCGGCGCCGCCAUGAAAUCCUCGUCCCUCCAAUCCUCCGUCAUCUCCGAUCUCGUCCUCCUCUCCUGCGUCGGCAUCCGCAUCGUCUUCGUCCACGGCGGUGGCCCCGAGAUCAACCAAUGGCUGAGUCGACUCGGCAUCCAACCCAACUUCCUCAACGGCCUCCGAGUCACCGACGCUUCCACCAUGGAAAUCGUCUCCAUGGUCCUCGUCGGCAAAGUCAACAAACACCUCGUCUCUCUCAUCAACCAAGCCGGUGCCACCGCCGUCGGCCUCUCCGGCAUCGACGGCCGCCUCCUCACCGCGCGCCCUUCCCCCAAAUCAGCCCAAUUAGGGUUCGUCGGCGAAAUCGCCACCAUCGACUCCUCCGUCCUCCGCCCCCUCAUCGAGAACAAUCACAUCCCGGUUAUAGCUUCCGUGGCGGCGGACGAGACUGGGCAGCCAUAUAACAUCAACGCCGACACCGCCGCCGGAGAAUUGGCGGCAGCGUUGGGGGCGGAGAAGCUGAUUUUGUUGACGGACGUUGCGGGGAUUUUGGAAAACAAGGACGAUCCGAGGAGUUUGGUGAAGGAAAUUGACCUCAGAGGGGUGAAGAAAAUGAUGGAAGAUGGGAAGAUUGCGGGCGGUAUGAUUCCCAAGGUGAAUUGUUGCGUGAGGUCGAUAGCGCAAGGGGUGAGAACCGCUAGCAUCAUCGAUGGGAGGGUACCGCAUUCACUUUUGCUCGAAAUUCUCACUGAUGAAGGAGCUGGUACAAUGAUUACUGGGUAAUAAUAAAAAAAAAAUUUGUGCUUUGUUGUUGGAUUUUGAAACUGGCUUCGCUAAUAAUUGUAUUGGAUGCCAAACAAAUUGAUGCUCUGGUGCUCAUGUUUUUAUGUCAUUACAACUCUGUGUCGGCUCUCUUUUUUGUAGUGAAUAAUAAAUAUGCAGUGUUUUAUUGCACUUUUGUUGGUUGUCGGGA